AUGGAUCAAUUUAUUUUCGAAGAUGGAAACGGCAAUCUCUGCAAUGAGCAGGGUGAAUCAGUUGCUGUUGUCAUCUCCAUGGAGAUAGACAAUGAACAAUACCCUUUGGCUAACAUAACCAACUUUGGUGAGUAUACGUAUCUGAAGCCACCAGAAAAGCCAAGCAAGACGAGUGAGGCAGAUAGUGUAGAAGAAGAUGAUGAUGAAAAAGUGGAUUCAAGAGAAAUUAAAAGAAAAAGGUAUCGUUCAUACAAACCUGAAGAUAAAGACAAGUUUUUCUUUUACGUUUACGAGAAACAACUGAGCAUCCGCGCAGCAUGUAAAAUGGUAAAUAUCCCUCCCAGUACUGGUCAAAACUGGUACAAGAAAGGUGCGGAGAGUUUGGCAAAAGACGAGAACCUACCACACAAAAAAGAGAGCAGCAAGUUUGGAAGGCCAGCAAAACUUCGAGAAGAGCACAAAAUGGAUUUGAUCAGCAUAGUAGAUGAAAAACCAGACCACUACGGCCCAACUGAUGCUCUCACAGAACAUGGAUGUGCUCUUUUGGGAACAUCGAUGUUCUCAUGA
Mucor velutinosus is the source of this 567-nucleotide messenger RNA. RefSeq lists its product as uncharacterized. The record is from RefSeq and is a predicted model, not a curated record. The transcript has a single exon. NCBI's taxonomy places the organism in Eukaryota, Fungi, Mucoromycota, Mucoromycetes, Mucorales, Mucoraceae. Bases 1 to 567 code for a protein of 188 amino acids.